This is a messenger RNA of Gossypium arboreum, 1929 nucleotides long. RefSeq names its product S-adenosylmethionine decarboxylase proenzyme 4-like. Gene Ontology annotation, cellular component: cytosol. Gene Ontology annotation, biological process: spermine biosynthetic process; spermidine biosynthetic process. NCBI's taxonomy places the organism in Eukaryota, Viridiplantae, Streptophyta, Magnoliopsida, Malvales, Malvaceae. The record is from RefSeq and is a predicted model, not a curated record. Gene Ontology annotation, molecular function: adenosylmethionine decarboxylase activity. The coding region runs from base 167 to 1198 and encodes 343 amino acids. The transcript has a single exon.
AUUUCCCUCCCCACUUCUCUCUCUCACCUGUAGUAAUCUUCUUCAACACCAUCAAAUCCCACCAUUUAAACCAAAAACCAACAUCUUCAUUUUCUUUCUACAUUUUCUCUUGUUUUUUAUCCCUGUUUUCAAGUUCCUGUCUCUGGUUUUUUGUUGUUGUUUGGCAAUGGCGGUUUCAGGGUUUGAAGGUUUUGAGAAGCGGUUGGAACUUCAUUUCUUCGGUGAUGAUCCAUUGAGUAAAAUAAACAACAAUAUGGGUCUUCGCUUACUUGAUUUCGAAUCAAUCGAACAAGUCCUUCGUGCCGUCCAAUGCACCGUCGUUUCUGCCGUCGGUAACCAUUUUUUUGAUGCUUACGUCUUGUCGGAAUCGAGUAUGUUCGUAUAUCCGACUAAGAUUAUAAUCAAAACCUGUGGGACGACUCAGUUACUCAAAUCGAUUCGUCCAUUGACUCACUUUGCCAACAAGCUUAAUCUUAAAUUAUGUGGGUGUCGAUACACUAGGGGAAGUUUCAUUUUCCCCAAAUCUCAGCCUUUCCCUCAUACGAAUUUCAAAGAAGAAGUGAUUUACAUCGAAGAAAAUCUCCCGAAAAAUCUUGUUUAUAGAAAAGCCGCCGUCAUGCCGUCGAAAAAUCCCUGUUAUUCGUGGCAUGUUUUCGCCGCCGGUGAUCAAAACCACCGUAAGAAAUCGAAUUCCGAUGUUACGUUUGAAAUUUGUAUGACGGAGCUUGACCGUCAUCUGGCGCGUAAGUUUUACAAAAAAGCCGGGGAUUGCAAAACAGGGGAUUCGGCCGGGAAAGAUAUGACGGUGUUGACGGGGAUUGAUGAUAUAAACCCUAGAGCUUUCAUUUGUGAUUUUGCGUUUGAUCCUUGUGGGUAUUCCAUGAAUGGCAUCGACGGUGAUCGUUACUCGACGAUCCACGUCACUCCUGAAGACGGGUAUAGCUACGCGAGCUUCGAGUGCGUUGGCUCCGUUUACGAUGACGAUGUCGACAUUGUUGAGACCUUGAAGAAAGCCGUUCAGGUUUUCAAGCCGGCGACGGUUUCCAUUUCAACGACGAGUAAUAGCCGUGAAGUUUGGACGACGGUGGCGCGUGCUAUGGAACCGUUGGGACUCAAAUGUCGGACUUUUGCCAUGGAUGAGUUCCCCGCCGCCGGUACGGUUGUUUUCCAAACAUUCACGGCGGCUCGCCGGAAAUAACAUCGGGAAAAGAAACAACGACAAAAAAAGGUAGAUAAAAAAGAAAAAUGUGGGAAAGGGGUUUUAGUUUAGAGAGGGUUUUAGUCGUGGGGAAAAAAAUUUAAAUUGGGGGGUAUUUUAUAUGAUGACGUGGAAGGACUUCAUUGGUUGAAAAUGAAUGUGGGUUGACUUAAGUAGAAAGAAGAUAAAGAAAAGGGUUUAAUUUUGCCCCGGCCCUGUACUCUUUGGGCUUUUGAAAUUUAGUCCUUUUUUUAAUUCCACGAAUUUAGUUCUUCUACUUAUGUGAUUCAAAAAUUAAAGUCCAAAAAUAUAUUUGUUAAAUUUGAAUAUAUAACAUUUUAAUAUUUUAAUAUUUGAUUUAAAAUUAAAACCCAACCGAUAGCACAUAUUUAAAUUUAACGAAAAUCAAUUAGUAAUAAUAUUAAUUGGAUUUUAUUUUUAAAUCAUACUAUAAAAUUUAGAAAUUAAAAGAAGAGUAACUUAAAUUUCAAAAGUCCCAAGAGUGUAGGGAGUGAGGGCAGAACUAGACCUAAAGAAAUGAAUGGUGGGGAUUUUAGGAAGAUGAGGUGGCAUCAUCGGAAUGGUUGGGUGUAGAAGAUGCGGGGAAUUGGAAUCACCAUUAUAAUGCACCCCACUUAGGAUUGUCACGCCUAAGAUUUUUGGGGUUUACAUGUACUGGGAAGAUAUGGAAAAAAAUAAAGGUUUAUAUGAAAUUUGCACUUUUUUUCUAA